Molecule: messenger RNA, 1341 nt
Organism: Anthonomus grandis grandis
Lineage: Eukaryota; Metazoa; Arthropoda; Insecta; Coleoptera; Curculionidae
Gene: Vps37B
Product: vacuolar protein sorting-associated protein 37B
Exons: 3
Coding region: 127-834 (235 amino acids)
Biological process (GO): ubiquitin-dependent protein catabolic process via the multivesicular body sorting pathway; protein targeting to vacuole; protein targeting to membrane
Cellular component (GO): ESCRT I complex
Source: RefSeq, a predicted model, not a curated record
AGAAAAAAAGGUGACGUCACCGCCAGUUGUAUUAUUGUUUUUGUUAGUGGAUCUGAUUUGCAUUAUAUUGUUAAAGAUUAUUAAACAAUUUUCUUCACAAAGUAACUAAAAAAACUCUUUGUGAAAAUGUCCAUUCCAAUUCUGCAGGCGGAUGCCAAAAGAGGUAUGGAACAAUUGGGCAGUUUUUCUAAUGAAGAACUGGACACAAUUUUGAACAAUGAUGAAAAAAUUGAAGAAAUCAUUUCUAAUAUUGAAAAUUCUUAUUUGAAAGAAAUAGAAGAAGAAAAGGACAAUAUUAUAGCACAAAAUAAUUCUAUGGCAGAGUCCAAUUUAUCUAGAGAACCAGAAUUAGUUGAAGGUCGAGAAAAGCUCAAUUCUCAAUAUGAAGAGAUUACAAGACUGACAAAAGUUGUUGAUGAAAAGGCUGCAGAAUUGAGACAAAAAGGUGGUGACAUGUCAAUAGAAACAGCCUUAGCAUUACUUCGAACAGCUGCCAGUGAAAUGGAAGAGGAUUCAGAUAACUGCGCUAAAAAGUUCUUGGAUGGUGAAGCAGAAUUAGAAAGUUUCUUAGAUGAGUUCCAGAUUAAAAGGAAAUUGAUGCACAUGAGACUGGUUAAGGCAGACAAACUAUCUAAAAUCCUUCAAAGGGGAGAUCCAUCACUUGGACAAUCAGUGCCUAAUUAUAUAAAUGCUCCUCCAAUGGCCUUAAAUAGAGACUAUUUUCCUGGAGUGCCAGUAUCUCCUCCCAUGGGUGGAGUCCCAUAUCCUGUUGGACCAAUUAAUAUGCCAUUGCCUGGGUCUGCAAACUAUUUUCAGAACUUUGGAGGAUUAUAGACAAUUUUUUUGUAAGUUUCUAGAGCUCUUGUAAAAUUUUUGAAACUUUUGAUUUAAUGGCUCAUGCGAGGGAUAGAACCCAGGAAGACCAGAAAUAUAGGCCUUUCAGUCUAAACCCAGUGAACAUAAUAUUGACAUAUUGCAAUGCAGGAUGCCAUAUUUUAUUUAUAUUUAUUUAGUUGCACUGCAGUUCAUAUGCAUUAUUUACCUAAUAUUUUAUAUAUUUUCUUUGUAAAUAUUGUGAUUGAGGUAAUGAGAUAGCUUAUUCUUAUUAUAGAUAUUUUAAUUAAAUAUAACUCAUUUUUUUUAUUGAUUUAUUAAAACUUUGAUAAUAAAUGUUAACCAUUCUAUCACAUUAAUAAUCAUAACCACAAUUAAAACUUUAAAAUGAUAUGGAAUUUUAAAUUGAUGUUUUUUAGAAUUACAUUUGACUAAGUACACAAAAUGAGUGAUAAAAUGUAUGACGCCUAGUUAUGUAAAAUAAAAAGUAUAUUGCAUCAUGUUAAA